AUGGCGUCGGUGUGGAAACGAUUGCAGCGCGUGAACAAGCGCGCUGCUAAAUUCGAAUACACAGCUUCGUACCACCGCAUAGAUCUAGAGACCACGCCCAAAUGGAAACCUAACAAGUUGAGCGUGGUGUGGACUCGUCGGUCACGGCGUGUUUUGACCGAGCCUAAAGACUGGGAGCCCUCGCUCAAAGACCCUCUCAAGGGUUCUGUAAUAUUUCCCGUGCCAGAAAACCACACUGUGGCGGUGACUCUAUUUAAGGAUUCUCGCACUAAUGAACUAGAAGAUAAGGAUUGGACGUUUGUGCUAGAAGAUGUGUCGGCGACGGGUAAGCGUAGACGCGUGGCGUCUUGCAAUGUGAACAUGCGCAAGUACGCUAGUCUCGAACCCGCGCAAAGACCUCUGCGACUCAAGCUAGACCCCUGCACUGCCAAGGUUGCGGCUGCAUCGUUACAUUUGACACUCCACUCUGUGUUACUGCGUGAAGGACCGGCAACUGAUGAGGAUAUGCAAUCAGUGGCCUCAUUGUUGUCAGUGAAUAACAACUCUGAUAUAGCCGUGUUGGAAGAUCUCGAGGAGGAUGACAUCACACUCUCCGAUCACUCCACCAAACAGAUGUUGGAUCUGCGUCAGCAAAUGGAGGAGAUGACGCAGAGUUUGACGAGUAGCGACAUGGCGUGCACUCCUAAUAGCGUGCAGAGUCUCAAAUUCGACCCUCGCACCCCCACUGACCCUCUUACCCCCACGCCCACCCAACCCGCACCAAUGUCUACCCUCCCCGCCUCCACUAAUUCCGCCUUAACAUCUACCCCCGUCCCGGGUGAAGAACUACCACCUCGAUCGGAGCUCACCGCACAGCUGCAUUUCGAUGACACUUUGAAAGGUGCCAUAUUCAAGCCGAGGACGGUAGCGAAAAGGAACCUUAAGCCUUUAGAGUUAAAAACGAAUCUGAACAACAUCGGAUUGGAUAGCAACUACAACGAGAGUGAUGCUGAUAAAACGCCCACUCCGGGUGACAGGGCGUUAAAUCUAUUCACUGCCGAGAAAGAUAAUACCCCGGUGGGCGAGUUGGUGAGAUGGUGUAGCGUGGUGACCCGCGAAUACGGCGCUCGGUGUGCUUGUGACCAGGGAUUACGUUCAGGACUCGCCUUCUGUGCCAUCAUACACCGAUUCCGGCCAGAUCUUAUUGAUUUCUCGGGUUUGCAGCCGGAGGAUGCGGAGACAAAUCUGAAGGUGGCGCUGGAAGCUAGCGCGGCCCUAGGGCUGCCGCGGGUGCUCUGCCCCGCCGAUGUACUCAGGCCUGUGCCCGAUAAGCUCGCAAUUAUGACGUAUCUCUUUCAACUGAGAGCGUACUUUACAGAUAACGAAUUGCAAGUUGAACAAUUAGGUAACGACGAGACGGAGUCGUCGUAUCUGGUGGGCAGACACGACACUGACGGCGCAUUGUCCCGCGACUUGUUCUCCAGGGAGGUCAGCGCGCGGCGAUCACGCACUCUAAUACGACCGGCUAAUAUCAAAACGCGUGAACCCGUGACCCCUCCGAGUGAAGUGUCACCACGACAUAAACCUACCGCGCAUUGGUACGCACCUCUCACUCCCACACAGGUUGCCGCGCGUCCGGAGCGUCUAAUGACGCGUAAGGAACUCACGGAUCCUUUCGGAUCUGACGAAGAGGACGAAUCGCCGCAACAUACUGUUAAAAAUGACCAAAAACCAUCCAUAGAGCCGGCUACUACUGACCCGUUGAAUUGUCUACAAACAAACUCCGAUUCGGACAACAAACAGAAUGACAACCGGACGGUACCCGAAGACAACCGGACGUUACCGGACGAAAGUCGGACGCCACCGGACACCAACCAGCAGGAGAACAAACAGCAGAAAGCGACUACGCCCGAUCUACCGAAACCAACACCUCAAUUACUAUCUAGACACGAUGAAUUAAAAGAAAGAGCUAGACAGCUCUUGGAAGCUACGAAACGAGAAGCGAGGGAGAAAGAUAGAUUGAAAAGGCAGAGUUCGAAAGAGAAGGAACAAAACGAGGUUGUUAAAGAGAACGGACUUAGGAAUGGGGAUACGAGUCCAAAGAAGCCGAUGACAGAAGAGGAAAGACAAGCGAUGCUCCGGGAGAGAGCGAGAAAACUAAUAGCGGAUGCGAGAGCCGGUAUACUUAGUCCCACAUCGCCCUUAUCUCCUUCGCGCACGCGCCCAACGCUAGAGAUAAUCUCCAAGCAGUCUCUUAUGGAUGAGAUUGCAGCAGCGGGAGGUGUGGAGUCCCCCAUGAGUCCCGCUAGUCCCACUCGACGCAGCCCUGUCAGUCCCGAUGCUUCAGAAGAGUUGAGUGAAAGCAGCGGUCGUGAUGGUCGCGGUUCGACUGGGGGAUCCCCGUUGAGGUCCUUCUCAGCACUAGUCGACAGACUGACGCCUGAUAAAGAUAACCUUGAUGAAAGUCGAGAGACCGGUUCGUAUAUUCAAAGUGAAUUAGAAGCGUUGGAGCGCGAACAGAAAUCCAUCGACGAGCGAGCGGCCGCUUUAGAGAAACAAUUACGACGUGUCAUGGAAGCAGCUGGCAACACUGAGGAAGAAGACAGGUUGAUGUCACAAUGGUUCAACCUUGUUAACAAGAAAAACGCACUUCUACGCAGACAAAUGCAGCUCAAUAUACUCGAGCAAGAAGAAGAUUUGAGUCGUCGUUGCGAGCUGUUAGCGCGUGAACUGCGUUUAUCGCUAGGUGUUGAUGAGUGGAGAAAGACACCUGGACAGAAGAGAAGAGAGAGACUGCUGCUACAGGAGCUGCUCUCGGCGGUAAAUGAAAGAGACAGACUGGUGCAAGAAAUGGACGAGCAAGAGAAAGCGAUAGCCGACGACGAUGCGAUAGAGCGCAAUCUCUCCCAAGUGGAGAUACAACGCAAAAACAACUGUAUCCUCCAGUGA
Diatraea saccharalis (sugarcane borer) is the source of this 2928-nucleotide messenger RNA. Lineage: Eukaryota; Metazoa; Arthropoda; Insecta; Lepidoptera; Crambidae. The record is from the annotation of a GenBank genome assembly.